AUGACCGAAACUUCUCUCAAGGUUGAAAAGCCAGUGUCCGACGAUGAGGCCCGCCUCGCAGCUCUGGGUCAGGAGCAGGCCAUGGGCCGCCACUUCAACGUGUGGUCCCUGAUCUUCCUCGCCUUCUGCACAAGUGUCACCUGGGAGGCUCUGACCUCAACCAUGGCUCAGUCCCUUCAAUCGGGCGGUAGCUCAAGUCUGGUCUGGGGGUUCUUUGCCGCAGCGAUCGGCGCUCUAAGCAUCGCCCUCUGCCUCAGCGAGUUCGCCAGUAUGGUGCCAACAGCCGGUGGUCAAUACCACUACGUGGCAGCCCUGUCUCCGCUCAAGUACAGACGCCUGCUUUCGUGGAUCGCCGGCUGGGCCACCAUCUGGAGUUGGAUCCUGUCUGCACUGAUGGGCAUCUUCUCCAAUGCUAUGCGGCUGCAGGCUUACAUUAUUUUGUUCAACCCGGGCUACACGGCCGAGCGAUGGCACACCAGUAUGCUGGUUAUUGCCUUCACUACCUGCUUCCUCGGGAUCAACGUCCUCGGCACACGAUGGCUGCAUCGAUUGACAUUCUUGGGUAUCGUGCUGCACAUUGCAGGUUACGUUACGAUCAUCGUCUAUCUGCUGGUCAAGGUGUACCCGAAGAAUUCGGCCACCUCUGCCGUGGGCCUCAUUAACUGGGACUCGGCCACGCACAUGGCGGAGGAAAUGCAAAAUGCGUCGCGGGAUCUUCCUCGUGUCCUCUGGGGCUGCGUUGCCCUCUCCGGAAUCAUCACCUUCCCCUGGGUUAUCGCGCUGGCAUUCUGCUUGACAGAUAUCGAAGGCCUCCUGAACGGACCUGUCGGCAUGACCUGCCCCUUGGUACAGCUCGUAUACAACGUCUCCGGUGGCGAUCAAGCCAUGACCAUCGGAAUCACAUUCUUCUUCCUUUUCCUGGGCUUCUUCGUCGGUGGCCCCGGAUGUCUUGCCGCCUCGUCCCGCGUCAUCUGGUCCUUCGCGCGUGAAGGUGGCCUCCCGGAGGCCUUCUCACGCGUUCAUAAGCGCCAGGAAGUCCCCGUCAACGCAUUGAUCCUGUCCUGGUUUUGCAUCUCUGCCCUUUGCUUGAUCUACAUUGGCAAUGAGACUGCGUAUUACGGGAUCGGCUCUGGCGUGACCGUCAUCAUGAUCUUCUCCUACGCCAUGCCUAUCUUCCUCCGACUUAUAUACGGAUUCAAGAACACCAACUUGGAGAUGGGACCUUUCACCCUUGGCUCUUGGAGCUUGCCCAUCAAUAUCUUCGCCGCUUGCUGGUCUACUUAUCUGAUCAUCUUCCUGUGCUUCCCUACUCGCAUGCCUGUGAAUGAGGUGAACAUGAACUACUCGCCUCUUAUCUUCGGCGCGUGUCUGUUGAUCACUGCUGUGACAUGGAUGGCGUAUGGUCGCCGGGGUUAUUUGGGGGUGUUGGCUGAGGAAGUCACCCCUGGGGCACCAGCACCGCAGGAGGAGAGCGUGGUAGAUUACGUGGAAGCUAAGAAGCAGGGUUAA
Penicillium paradoxum is the source of this 1509-nucleotide messenger RNA. RefSeq names its product Amino acid/polyamine transporter I. Gene Ontology annotation, molecular function: transmembrane transporter activity. The coding region runs from base 1 to 1509 and encodes 502 amino acids. The transcript is spliced from 3 exons. NCBI's taxonomy places the organism in Eukaryota, Fungi, Ascomycota, Eurotiomycetes, Eurotiales, Aspergillaceae. The record is from RefSeq and is a predicted model, not a curated record. Gene Ontology annotation, biological process: transmembrane transport. Gene Ontology annotation, cellular component: membrane.